Messenger RNA from Orycteropus afer afer, 768 nucleotides. It is a transcript of the gene NDUFS8, whose product is annotated as NADH:ubiquinone oxidoreductase core subunit S8. Gene Ontology annotation, molecular function: NADH dehydrogenase activity; 4 iron, 4 sulfur cluster binding. Gene Ontology annotation, biological process: mitochondrial electron transport, NADH to ubiquinone; mitochondrial respiratory chain complex I assembly. Lineage: Eukaryota; Metazoa; Chordata; Mammalia; Tubulidentata; Orycteropodidae. Gene Ontology annotation, cellular component: membrane. The record is from RefSeq and is a predicted model, not a curated record.
GGCCCAAUGGCAGAGUCCUAGAGUGUAGGGAAGCUCCGCCUCGCUACUGACAGGUCCGCUCGGCACGGGAAGGAGCGGCAACGUUUUAAGAUGCUCUGCCUGGCUGCACCGGCGCUGCUGCGGGCCCUGGCCCGGGCCUCACGUGCAGGUCAUCUCAGUGGCCGAGGCCUCCACGCCAGCUCAGUCGCAGCCACCUACAAGUAUGUGAACCUGCGGGAGCCCAAGACAGACAUGAAGUCGCUGACUGACCAGGCUGCUCAGACCCUGCUGUGGACGGAGCUCGUACGAGGCCUGGGCAUGACCCUGAGUUACCUGUUCCGGGAGCCGGCCACCAUCAACUACCCGUUUGAGAAGGGCCCGCUGAGCCCGCGCUUCCGCGGAGAGCACGCGCUGCGCAGGUACCCGUCCGGGGAGGAGCGCUGCAUCGCCUGCAAGCUCUGCGAGGCCGUGUGCCCCGCCCAGGCCAUCACCAUUGAGGCAGAGCCCAGGGCGGAUGGCAGCCGCCGGACCACCCGCUAUGACAUUGACAUGACCAAGUGCAUCUAUUGUGGCUUCUGCCAGGAGGCCUGCCCUGUGGACGCAAUCGUGGAGGGCCCCAACUUCGAGUUCUCCACGGAGACACACGAGGAGCUGCUGUACAACAAGGAGAAACUGCUGAGCAACGGGGACAAGUGGGAGGCCGAGAUCGCCGCCAACAUCCAGGCCGACUACCUGUACCGGUGACGCCGCCACCCCAGCCCCGCUGCCUGAAUAAAGGCGCUCUGCCCC